Protopolystoma xenopodis is the source of this 498-nucleotide messenger RNA. NCBI's taxonomy places the organism in Eukaryota, Metazoa, Platyhelminthes, Monogenea, Polystomatidea, Polystomatidae. The record is from the annotation of a GenBank genome assembly.
AUCAGCGCUACCCCUUUAGCAGAUCAGCACAGUUUGGGACGAGCCAGAAGGCCACGGCCCGCCACCUCUCCCGCCUCGGAUACAUUCUGUCUUUCACCGUCUGACAAGACGGACGGUGUUUCAGUGGCCGGGAGCAGCGAAGAAGCCAAACAAGUAAAAUGUCAAGCUGGGCUAUUACAUGCGGUCAGGCAGCCGGACGAAAAGUUGGCUCCGCCCCCGAGGGUCGGCCUCUCCUUAUGGGAGAGGCCUGUGUCAGGCUACAACGACGGCCCUCAUGGCCGGUUCGCCCAUGCAACCGGACCGGGCCCCCAAUUCUCAUGGAAAACCGUCUCAGGGGGUAAUAUACAAAGUGCUCCGGUCGGGGCCAACGACGAGGUACAGAGUCAAAUCGGGGCUGAUCGAAGGGACGGCCUAAUGCGGCCAGCCAGCACCCCCUGGAGGGGUGGUCCACUCGGCUACGGGGCUCUGGCAGAGAUUUGGCCGCCCAAAUCGCCUUGA